Messenger RNA from Mya arenaria, 2829 nucleotides. RefSeq names its product hemicentin-2-like. The record is from RefSeq and is a predicted model, not a curated record. Gene Ontology annotation, cellular component: cell-cell junction. Gene Ontology annotation, biological process: cell-cell adhesion. Gene Ontology annotation, molecular function: cell adhesion molecule binding. The coding region runs from base 144 to 1604 and encodes 486 amino acids. The transcript is spliced from 9 exons. NCBI's taxonomy places the organism in Eukaryota, Metazoa, Mollusca, Bivalvia, Myida, Myidae.
CUCAUGCGUCAGUAGUAGGGAAUACAUUUGUGUCAUCAGAACCGUCACCAGAGCCAUGAACGGGGAUGUUUGGUUUUGUGUAACUCAAGGAGGCAGGGGGGGGGGGAACAAUAGUCGUAACAGUCGGGAUAACAUCGGUGUCUAUGGUAUCACCGGCGGGCAACUCCGUGUCCAUCAUAGAAGACACUGCCCAGCAGUUCCGAUGUGAGACAUCUGUUGGGAACCCACAGGCCACCGUUGAGUGGUACAAGGAUAACGGUACACUGGACAGGUCGGAUGACACGGAAAUUAUUACCGGGAAAGAGACAAACACUAGCGCAAGUGGUACCCUGAUUGUGACUGUCGGUAAACUGAGUUUGACUGUGCAGAGAAACGAUCAUAAAGUGGGCGUGUACUGCAGGGCAAACAACGGUGGGGAUUGGCUAUACUCCUCCAGCGUUGUCUUAGAUGUUCAGUUUGGACCUAAAGUGCAACUUCCUCAGACUUAUGACGUUUUGGAGGGCAGUGUCGUAAACUAUUCAUGUUCUUUCAUCCCUGGGAACCCCCCUUCUCAGACAUCCUUUGUCUGGACGAGGUCAAUUGACCGUAGGCAAUGGAACAGCCAGUUUUUCAGUAUUGCCUCUGUGCAGAAAUUAGAUGACGACAUGUACACAUGCACCGCGACGCCUGCUGGAUCUCCCGCCCAGACUGGAAAUAGCGGAACCAUGCACCUUAAUGUUCAGUAUAAGUCAAGUGUAACACAGUUUCAUGUCAUUGGAAACAGAAACGAAGCAAACAUAACACAAACAGAGAAAAGUAGUACGACAUUUACCUGCAUGGUGGAUAGCAUUCCUCCAUCAACCAUCAAGAUUAAAAAGGACGGUGAACUGCGGAGAUCCGUCAAUCACUCGACACAGCUGGAGUACCCGAUUGCAAAUCUGGCAUGCACGGAUGCUGGGCUUUACACUUGUGAUGCCAGCAACCAGUUUAAUUUCGACAAACAUUCAGCAAAGGAUUUACAUAUGUAUGUGACAUGUUCACCUAGGCGCCCGCCUGGUAAGGAUAUCAAGUUGAACUUUACUGCUCGAUUACAUAAUAGUGUAACACUGCAGUACACUGUGGUCGCAUACCCAGUACCGAGCGCUUCACAGUUCGUCUGGAAAAGAUGUUUUAGGAGAAAAAUGUGCAUACAAUUAUCAAAUAUCACCGCAAAAUAUGAAAUUACAACAAGUGGCUUGUCGAGUAGCUUGACCAUUGUAGAUACUGAUAUUGAUGAUUUCGGAGCCUACAGUCUUUCAGUUAAAAAUGGCAUUGGCAAGGAACUAGUCGAGGAUUUGUUUCUGCAACCAUUCGAAGUUGCCGAUGCUAAACCACACAUCGCUGCAAUUGCUGGUGGUGUUACAGCUGGGGUUAUAACGAUGGUAGCCAUUGUUGUCGUCUUCUGUCUUCUUCGAAAAGGUUCACGUUCAAGACCUACGGUACCUGUUGCUGAGAUUCCUGGUCAUAGCGCUGCCGUAACGUACGAAACUCUAUCAGCGAAGAACAACACACCUGUUUACGACGCUUUAGAGGAUGCCGUAUACCAAAACACGAUGGCGAAGAACCAAGUGCAGACAGCGCUUUAAGUGGAACAUCCGAAUUCAAUGUAUGAUGAGCUCAAGAGCUCAUGAGCAAUGAUGAUCAAUUGUUAUCGAUACUCCGCAAUGUCAUUUGUAGAUUGUUAAAUAUGUAUAUAUACUGAUAAGAAAAUGAGAUUAUGCUGCGAAUUGUGAACGAAAUACAUAUUCAUCCAAAAAGAGUAAAUCUAUUUCAUAUAAAAGCAAAUAAUGACAUACAACUUGACACUUAAUUAUCAACAUCUAAUAUAUCUCGUUAGUUUUCUUUCAAUUCAUUCCAAGAAAAAGUAGUUACGGACGGACCUAUUUGUUAACGGGAAAUACUUAAGACCUGACUCUAUCUCCUGUUCAUCGUUUAGCUUCGGAGUGACCUAGAGGCUUCAGAUGAACUAACGCUGAAGUUUACGGAGAUCAUCCCUUCCAUUCCAAGAUUAACGCUGUGACGAGUUAUGCCAAAACUGUUUAGAUCGCAAAAGUAAAGACGAUUCUGUGAUAAUUAACUCAACUAUCGUUCAUUCAACAGAAUCGGCAACUCUCUUUGGAAUAGGCCUCCAUUAAUCGUUCUAAUAUAACCGUGCUGUUUAAUCUUCUAAAAGUACUGGUGUAUUGAUUUUAGUAAUUUACAUAUGUUUUGAUAUGAUGAAACAUUAUCAGAAAUAUGUCAAUUAUUAUUGUCUGCCUGUAGGAACAAUUACCCGGCGAAUACUACUCACGUGUAUGACAUAAUCAAUCCAUUUGUAUUAUAAGGUGUCAUCAGCUUUUUAAUUUUAAUGCUGUUUUUUGUUCAAUGUUUUAUUGUUUGAUAUUAAUACUAUAUUAACUGUACGUGUUGCUCUUAAAACAGUUACAUGUUUUCCCUUACAAAGUAAUUAAUAUUAACCACCUAAGAUUACUUGUGUUUCUUGUUCGGCAAGUUAUUGAAACAGGUGCGACGACUGAACUCGUAUUACAUGUGUUUUACUAGUGUAAUAGGGCAGUAACAUGGCAAUGGCACUGGAGUGGUUUUCGUAGUUGAUAGGGAUUGACCCUAUCACUGGUUGAUUUUGCAAAACAACAACUUGUAUUUUAUUUUGCCUUAUCAUUUACAUGUUUACCAACUUUAACACGAUAUAAAAUUCAUUGCUUAAUGUAAUAUAUGUGCACAGUCUUUCCCAUUUGUCUAUAUUGUUUUAUAUACUGUACAUAGAUGUUUCAAUGAUGCAUAUGUUUGUAUAAUGUUUAUUGAAUAUUUAAA